AUGAGAGCGGCAAGAUACUACGGAGCCCGCGACCUACGAAUCGAGACAGUUCCUGAUCCUCCAGCGCCCGGUCCUGAAGAGAUAACCAUAGACGUUGCUUGGGGAGGAAUUUGUGGCACCGACCUCCACGAAUGGACCAAUGGACCCAUGACCGUCAACACGCCCGAGAAACCACAUGGCAUCACGGGCGACCACGCCCCUGUAUCCUUCGGCCAUGAGUUCACUGGCAGAGUCUCUGCCCUCCCCGCUGGCUACACCGACAGCCGCUUCAAGCUCGGAAUGCCAAUCAUGGUCGACCCGCGCAUCAUCUGCCGCAAAUGCGCCGCCUGUACCAGCGGAAUGGACAACAUCUGUCCUAAGUGGGGGUACAUAGGCCUCAAUGGCGGCGGCGGCGGUGGUGCAGGGUUCAGUGAGAAGGUGAACGUGGAGAUGCGGAUGUGUCAUGUUCUGCCAGACGAUGGGAAUGUCGAUUUGGAUAGUGUUGUGCUGUGCCAGCCGCUGACUGUUGGAAGACAUGCUUUGGGUUCGAGUGGGCUGAAAGACUAUACGGGCCUGAACGUCUUGGUGCUGGGAGGCGGGCCGGUUGGUUUGGCCGUGAUGCUGAACCUACGAGCGAAGGGCGUUGGCGUGGGCUUGAGCGGGAGGGUGUUCGUCUCCGAGCCGACGAAGCAACGCAGCGAGAUGAUCCGACGGCUCGGCCUCUCGAACGACAUUCUGAACCCUAUGGAGGUCAGCGUCGCGGAGCAAUGCAGAGCGAGAACAAACGAGGUUGGUGUAGACGUCGUCUUCGACUCCGCCGGCGCCGAACCAGCCAUGCUGUCCGGUAUGGAAAGCCUGCGUCUACGAGGCACCUACGUCAACAUCGCCGGCUGGAAGCGUCCAUUCAACAUCCCGAUGCACCUGGCCAUGUUCCGCGAAAUCAUCAUCAGGUUCUCGUUGGGCAACAACGACAACGAUUAUCGGGAGGUGGUUGAAGACUUUGUCGCGGGCAAGUUCAAGGGCGCGGAGGCGUUGAUUACGAGGAGGUUGCCGGUGACUGAGCUGGCGGAGAAAGGGUUGGAGGAGUUGGUGAGGAAUAAGGAUGAGCAUGUUAAGAUCGUUGCUACGUGGAGGAAGGAGUUGCUGGACCGGGCGUUGCUAUGA
Messenger RNA from Saxophila tyrrhenica, 1143 nucleotides. RefSeq lists its product as uncharacterized. The transcript has 2 exons. NCBI's taxonomy places the organism in Eukaryota, Fungi, Ascomycota, Dothideomycetes, Mycosphaerellales, Extremaceae. Gene Ontology annotation, biological process: butanediol biosynthetic process. The coding region runs from base 1 to 1143 and encodes 380 amino acids. The record is from RefSeq and is a predicted model, not a curated record. Gene Ontology annotation, cellular component: cytoplasm. Gene Ontology annotation, molecular function: (R,R)-butanediol dehydrogenase activity.